AUGGGAACAUUUUGUUGCUGCCCUUGUGGAGAGGAUUUAGAAGAAUACACUCAUCCAAACGGUUCUAUGUAUAGGCAUUGCCUGUGCCUGAGAAGAUUCUUUCAUCGACUUUUGAGUGGGGUAACGUCAUCUUCUAUGGGCUUCCUCAGAGACGAUCAACAUUUUUUUGGUCACGUCCAUAGUUUAACCAUAUUUUUUAAAUAUUUUCAAUGAUUCUUCCUUAAUUCUUGUCGCCAUGUCUUAGUUCUUUUGCAAUGCUGUUAAAGAGCAUAUUUUAUUGCGGAAUAGGACUCCAGUUUUAUUACGUUCAUAUUUGAAAUUCUAAAUGCUCCAUUUGUAAUAUUAAUGAAGAUCACAAUCUUGUAUAUUUUUUCUUGUUUAUUUUUUUUUUUUAAGUUCUGUGCAGUGUUAAAUCACGUCAUAACAACCGCAAAUAUGACUAUCGUUUCUAGUUCAGUCUCUCUGAUUUACUUUUCCAGUUGAAAAAAUAAAAAAAUUAUCGACUCUUUUCCUCCAGAAACUAACUAUUUUCGAUUAAAAAUCCAUAAUUGUUUAUAUCUCUUAAUUAGAUCAUUUGGCCCGCUGGGCACUGUUUUAAGGUAAGGAUGACUAGUUCGAAUUGGAAAUAACUCAACUGAAGAGGGUCCUCUACCAUCCAUCAUCUUAGCUUCGGAACUGUUAGCCAAGGAUAACAAACUGACCAGAGAAGAUUCUCUUGUAGUUAAGAAAUUCAUCCGCCACCAAAUUCGGACGUUUUUACCUUACAGCCAGGGAACUACCCUCAUCAAUGUUUACAGUAGGGAAGUGGCACUUUUGGAACCUUAAUCGUUUAGGAUAUAAUAGUCAGAAUGUCUCACUCCUGCUAUAUGCCAUGAAUUUCUAUAACCUAACAUCCACAUAAUGACUAGGCCUCCUGUUAGGAAAACAUCUGCCGCAAGUUCUCUUCCUGGCAGUCUUUGAAUUUUCUUGUCAAUUCUCUGAUUCUCCCUUUGAUUGUCUUAACAACAAAAAGUCAAAGCUCCUUCUCUUCGAAGCCCAAGCAAGUUGAUUCGCAGAGUGCCGAUCUCCCCCUUCUUGCGCUGAUUUUAUCUCAUCUUCAGUUCUUCUUGUGAUGCCUUGGAUCUGUAGUAUAAGGAAGAGGUGAUCUAAACGUGUGCUAUGGCUGUUGGUUAAACAAGAACGGGUGUUCCGCAUGCUGGGUGUGUUUUAUUUAUGAUUUAAAAUCCUUUUACCGCAGAGGAGAAUAGUAUUCUAUAAUGAGUGAAAUGGCCAUAGGCCAACUGAAAAUGAUGCAUAAAAGUGAUGACAAGUAGAGAUUGAAAAGUUUACAUCACCUUACAUAACAACAGAUUUACACGAAAAGCCAAAAAGUUGAAAUAUUAAAAAGUAUUUUAUUAAUCCAUUGAAAACAAUUCCAUGAUUGUAUUGCAGACUUCAUGCAUUUGAUAUUAUUCAUCUUAUGCUCUGGUCGCUUAUGGAUAACAAAAAAAAACUAGAUAAAUUUUUGAGAAGCAAUGAAUUUCAAGUAGGUAGAAUCAAUGAAGGAUGUAUAUGCUAUGUGAUUAAAUUAUACAUUAUUAAGCUUUUUGAAUAUCCGUGAUGGUAGAAAACUUUUGACAUUUGCUGUUACUUCUGCAAUUAGUUGUGUAUAUCUCCAUUUGGAGGACACAGCACUUAUACAUAAGGCUUGCUUGAUUUUGGGGGCUCAGGUUCUUCUUUGCUGUAUCUCCCAACAACGGCUCUGAUGCAGAAGUACUCAGAGCCUAUGAGUACAACAAACUUAUAGAGCAAGCUUUUGCCCUCCCCUUUUCUACCUCCUUUUUUUGUGCUCAAGUUUGCACGAUUACAGAAUAUUUUUCCUUUUUAUACCCUGGUAUCUUUGAUUUGUAAUCCAACUGACCCUUUCUAACUUCAACAUCUUGUUCUCGUCUUUAGAAUGGUGCAGCGUUUCAGAGGAUGGAUGGGCGGAAUGUUAUGCUCUCAAUCCAAGGAGGAAGUCCGUCGGCUUCAACUGGAUUGGGCGUGGUGCCAGACAAUGGUUCAUUGACUGAGACAUGCCAUCUUGUCCCUCGUCCUGCAUCUUAUGAUACUGAGGCAAGAUACUCACUUUCACAACGUGAUGGGUUGGUGUCCAGGCACGAGAAAUUUAUGGGCAAUGUCCAGGAGAGUUCUCGGGCCUUUAGAAGUAGUAACAGCUCUGGAACUCUGCAUCUGGGCUCAGCUAAGAAAAAAGAUAUUACAGACUCUGAGGAGGAAAGUACGACUGCACUCUCGGAAUAUGAUAAAUUUUGGCCUGGAAAGGCAUCAGGUGGGAUUGAUUACAUGGUUACAACAUCUGAAGAGGAAGAUGUCUGCCCAACCUGUCUUGAAGGUAGAUGAAUCUUUCUGGCUUUGCCUUGUUCGUUUAGAAUUCUGUCAUAAUCCGAGCAGUAAAUGAAUUGGACCUAUCCACACUCUUGACUAGUUGAAAGUAUUAUUUUCUGCAGACCAGACAAGAAUAAACAGAGGGGAAAUAUUUCUGUAUAUCAGUUCAUGGAACAAUUGCUGGUUAUAUACAACUACACCGCCCUCAAAAAAAGGAAAACUACCUAAGUUGAAUCCAACGAUUUAUAGGAUACUCAAUCAAAUUAGGAAACUGACCAACAACCUAACCCUUAAUUAUAGGUUUUUUUUUCCCACUCUUCUCCUCAAGCUGUUGAAUAGGGAUUCAUCAUUCCCAGCUUGGAUAUAAUACCCUACAUUAUAGAACUACUUUGUCCCUUAGUAAGUACAUCCGCAAGUUGACCAUGUGUAGACACAUUAAGUGUACAAAUCAAUCCACACUCUAACUUCUCCUUGAUGAAGUGUCCGUUAAUCUCAAUAUGUUUUCUUCAAUCAUGUUGCACAUGGUUGUGAGCUAUGUUGACUGCAAACUUGUUAUCACAAUAGAGUCUUAUUGGGUCAUCCCACUUAAUAUUUAAGUCUUUGAAGAUGAUCUUCAACCAAAGUAGUUCAUACAGACCCAGAGCCACUCAGAAUUCAAUUCUGAAUUAUGCUGUGCCAUCACAUUCUAUUUCUUACUACUCCAUGUCACGAGAUUACCAAAAGAAAGGUGCAAUAUUCAAAGUUUGAUCUCCUGUCAACCACUGACCUUGCAUAAUAAGCAUACGUGUACGCUUCAAGUGCCAACCCUCCAUUUCUCCGAAAAUAAUACCUAUUCCUGGUGUCUCUUUGAGAUAUUCUAGUGCUUGGUGAGCUACAUGCAGAUGGACUUUCUUUGGACUGUGCAUGAACUAGCUAAUCACACUCACUGCGUAUACUAUAUCUGGUCAUUUAUGAAACAAAUAAUUGAGUCUUCUUUCGGUCUUAUUUGUUAUCUAAGAUGUAUAACGUACUUCUGUUGAGGAAUGAAAAUGUCCUGCCUAGAGUGACCUACUUCAGUCCCAAGAAAGUAUUUCAGUCUCCGUAAUGUUUUUCUGUCAAACUCAGCCAAAAACUGACUUAGAUAUUGUCUCUCUUAUCCUUCGUCAUUAUUAUGUCAUCAAUGUAUACCGAGAGUUUUCUGACUCUCCAUGAGGAUGAUGUUAAGUGAACAGCGUGUGAUCCCAUGGGCUUUAUUUUUACCCCAUAGUAAUCAUGGCUCUUGCAAAUCUCUCAAACCAUGCCCAAGGUGGUUGCUUAAGUCUGUACAAGGCUUUCUUUAAUUUAUAGACCAUACAAGGUUUGAUUCUCCUUCGGUCUUCUGUCUGGUAGCUCCUGAAUCGAUUAUUCAAGAAUUGGCAAAGGUGGUACUUGAGCCAUUUAAUGCAAUAGAGAAUGGAAACUCACCUAAGUAUACCAAUGAACAAGAAUCUGUGACCUUGUCAAGAUUUUCCAAUAGGAGAUCUCACCCUCUUGGCCUUUUCUUUGUUGAGACACCUUGACUCAUUUGGUGCUGCUUCAUCCUGCUGUAUUGUCGUGACAUGAGUUUGACCAUUGUUCCUUGGUUGUUCUCUUUUGUUCCCAUUCUUGACUUCCAACAGCAUUCAUGAUUAUGACAUGAUUAUGAUAUGGUAUCGAUUCUGGGCCUUCAAUUGCCCAGGUUUUUCACUCUCAGCAACUUGUGCUCUCUGCAUUUGUGGCUGAAUUAUUGGCACCUUUACCCACCAUAGCCGAGCUGUCUGUGCUUUUUGGUUUGAGCAUCAAGCAUCUCCUGCUUUCCUCUCCUCAAAUCAGUGGCCACUACUUCAUUAAAACGUGGAAUCUACUGCUUGCCAAGGAUCUGAAUUCUCAUUUGUCAAAUUCUAGAUUAAGUCCAACGAGAAAAUCAUAAACUGUCUUUCUCAAUAAAAUCUUCAAAUAGCUGCAUCCUCUGGACAUUUGGUUUUAAUCACCCUAUAAUUGUGAAGUUCUUUCCACAAAGCUUUCAACUGAUCAGCAUAUUCCCUAGUUGGUAUGCUUCCCUGUUUUGCAACGAUCAUCUUCACCUAACUUUCAUAGACUUGUACUGCAUCUAUAGCUUUGGAAUAAGUAUGCUGGAUUGGAUCCCAAAUAUCCUUGGCUGUAGCCAAGAACACACACUGCGUUGCUAAUCAUGGAGUUUUCUUCAGCCCAAUGCCGCAAACCGAGGAUCCUCUGGUUUGGGCCCUGUGCUUAUGAGAUGGCUGAUCUUCCCUUUCCCUUUCAGCACUGUGCAGACAAAUUGGUGCCACUUGGGGUAAUUUUUUCCAGCUACCUGUAUGCAGCUUGAAUACUCUGUAGCUCCAUCUUUCCCUUCAAUUAUGUGUUAGCGAUCGUUUCUACAACCUCUGUCAUCUGUAAGACGUGAGAUGGUAUGAACAGCAGUCUGAAGAAUACCAAUCCUGAACAGUCUUGAAUCUCUGUCAACACAGAAAAUGAGAGAUCCAGCUGAUCCAAGAGCCUGAAAAAAUAUCCAAGGAUGACUGCUGAAACGGGAUAUCCUAAGGGGAGAAUACUCUUUCUCAAAUCGGAGCAAGACCAGAAACAGACAGAGAUCCUGCAUGCCACCUUAAGAUUGACAUAGAGAAGAGGAUGGGGAGGAUGAAGACUACGGAAUUACAAGCUCAGAUAUGAUGAGGCAUAGCUAACAAGAAUAAACAGUGGGGAAAUUGUUUUAUCAUAUCAAUUCAUAGAACAAUUGCUGGUUAUAUACAAUCACCCCGGCCUCCGAAAAAGAAGGAAACUACCUAGGUUGAAUCCCUUGAUUUAUAAGAUACUCAACCAAAUUAGGAAACUGAGCUACUCUUUACUCAUACGUUUUUCUCCCGCAUUAUUUUUAUUUUGGAUAUAUGUACAGCUGGAUUCUUUUAGCUAGUCAGUUUGACCCCUUCAUGUAGUCAAAGUUCCCCAAGCUGUGAAUCCAACCAGGGUUCUUCUUUUCCAAUUCAGCAAUAGUUUUUGACCUCUGAUGGCAUAUCAUUUACGAUUUGAUUUUGAUCGUGUGGUCGUCAUUAACCAUGCAUUAAUUAUUUAUAAAUCAUGGGUUUUUGUGAUCCCAUAUUUAGAAGAUGUACAACAUUAGAUUUAAGAUCAUGAGCAGUUUCAUUAUACAGGUCAAUGCAGAUUAAAUGCCCUACUUCAUUUGUACUGUUCUGAUAGAAAUAUGAUUCGUUCGAUUCAUUUUUAUCUGAUUUUCAUGCUUAUGUCAGAUCAAUCUGCAGGAAGUGACCACCAAUGUUCUUAUUUUGCAGAAUACACUUCUGAUAAUCCAAAAAUUUUAACCAGCUGCUCUCAUCAUUUCCACCUCGGCUGCAUAUAUGAGUGGAUGGAGAGAAGCGAUAAAUGCCCAAUUUGUGGAAAGGUAUGCAAAUUUUUUUCUUUUUUUUUUUUGCUUCAACCAAUGAAAUUGCAGCUCUCUCUCUCUCUCUCUCUCUAUCUCUCUCUCUCUCUCUCUCAUCUCUCGUUGUGAAUGGUGGAAGGGCCAAUCCCAAUGCUUCUUUUUAAAAAAGCAUCGCUUUCUCAUCCUCUGCAUAUCCAUGGCUGGAUUUGGUAACACCCCUUUCAUUCUCAGGAGAUGGAAUUCUGUGAGAGCCCGUGA
Spirodela intermedia is the source of this 6016-nucleotide messenger RNA. Lineage: Eukaryota; Viridiplantae; Streptophyta; Magnoliopsida; Alismatales; Araceae. The record is from the annotation of a GenBank genome assembly.